AUGCAGACACAGCACGAUGUAUCAGAUGCGGCCCCACAACUGGUCAACCGGCUUGGCGAAAGCAGAUCACCCUAUGUGCGCGGGCAUAUGAAUAACCCGGUAGCAUGGCAGCUCUGGGAUGCAUCGGCAAUCAAUCUCGCGCAGAAACAUAAUCGUCUGAUUUUCCUUAGCAUUGGAUAUUCGGCCUGCCACUGGUGCCAUGUCAUGGAAAAAGAAUCAUUUAUGUCCCCAGAGGUUGCUGCCCUUCUCAAUGAAUCAUUCAUUCCUAUCAAGGUCGACCGCGAAGAACGGCCAGAUAUUGACGAUAUCUAUAUGAAUUAUGUCCAAGCGACCACUGGCUCAGGGGGUUGGCCCUUAAACGUCUUCCUCACCCCCGCCCUCGAACCCGUGUUCGGAGGCACAUACUGGCCCGGUCCCAACUCCUCCAUGUUGCUGGGUCCUGAAACCACUGGUUUUGUGGAGAUUCUUGAGAAGCUGAGUGAUGUUUGGCAGACACAGCAGCAACGCUGCUUAGAGAGCGCGAAGGAUAUCACCAAGCAGCUGCGGGAGUUCGCCGAAGAGGGAACCCACUCGCAACAUGGAGAGCGAGACGAUGACGAAGAUCUGGAUAUCGAGCUUUUAGAAGAGGCCUAUCAACAUUUUGCGUCUCGCUAUGAUAGCAUCAAUGGCGGAUUCGGCCGCACACCUAAAUUUCCCACUCCGUCUAAUCUCACUUUCCUUCUUCGACUCGGUACAUACCCUAGCCAAGUUACUGACAUUGUUGGCAAAGAAGAAUGCGAAAAGGCGACUGCUAUGGCGGUCACAACUCUAGUGAACAUGGCCCGUGGCGGAAUUCGGGAUCACAUUGGUCACGGCUUCUCUCGGUAUAGUGUGACGACUGAUUGGAGUUUACCCCAUUUCGAGAAGAUGCUGCAUGACCAGGCACAACUUUUGGAUACCUAUGUUGAAGGGUUCCGUCUGACCCAUGAUCCUGAAUUGCUGGGUGCUGUUUACGACUUGGUAGCUUACUUGACCAGCCCUACUUUGCAAUCACCAACCGGAGGGUUCUUUUCAUCUGAGGAUGCUGACAGUUUCCCAACCCCCAACGAUACAGAAAAGCGGGAGGGUGCCUUCUAUGUCUGGUCGUUGAAGGAACUCACCCAAGUGCUCGGUCCCCGAGACGCUCCCGUCUGCGCCCGUCAUUGGGGCGUACUGCCUGAUGGGAAUGUUGCGGCUGAAUACGAUCCACAUGAUGAGUUCAUGAAUCAGAAUGUGCUGUCAAUCCGUGCAACACCAAGCAAGCUAGCCAAGGAAUUUGGACUCGGUGAAGACGAAGUGGUGAAGAUGAUUAAAAGCGGGAAACAAAAGUUGCAUGACCACCGAGAGAAAACUCGAGGGCGUCCAGAUCUAGACGACAAGAUCAUUGUGGGUUGGAAUGGAUUGGCGAUCGGGGCACUCGCCAAAUGCAGUGUCUUAUUUGAGGAAAUUGAGAACUCCAAGGCCGUCCAAUGCCGGGAUGCCGCCGCCCGCACAAUCGGCUUUAUUAAAGACAAUUUAUUCGACAAGCCCACGGGUCAAUUGUGGCGUAUCUAUCGCGAUGGGAGUCGUGGUGAGACCCCUGGCUUUGCUGACGACUACGCCUACCUAACCAGCGGUCUGCUGGACAUGUAUGAGGCUACCUUUGACGACAGCUAUCUCCAAUUCGCCGAGCGGCUGCAAAAAUACCUGAACGAAUAUUUCCUCGCCAAGACUGGCUCCACGCCUGCUGGCUACUAUAAUACACCUUCAAGUAUGACUCCUGGCAUGCCUGGCCCACUCUUCCGACUGAAGACCGGUACGGAGUCUGCCACGCCGUCUGUCAACGGCGUGAUUGCCCGUAAUCUACUACGUCUGGCCGCCCUGCUGGAGGAUGAAAGCUACCGAACCCUUGCGCGACAGACCUGCAAUUCGUUUGCGGUCGAGAUCAUGCAGCACCCUUUCCUUUUUGUUGGAUUGUUGGAUGUGAUUGUAGGCCUCCAAAUCGGGACUCGGACCAUUACAGGUGUCUUUGGCACCGCAGACAUUAGCAAAGAACCGGUUCCACGCGAUAGCAUUCUCAGCCGGCGAGAUGAACCCGUCGCAGCGCGCGAUCUGCUCUCACGACGAGUUCGAUCCGAAGCCGGUACCGGGUUUGGUUCUUCAUCCGUUGUUACCUCGUUAGUCGAUGUGCGGCCCUCCCAUACAAAAGAUUUUGUGGGCAAUCAGUCCUUCUGGUUGAAAGGGCGCAAUCCACUAUACAAAGAUCUCGACAAAGCUGACCCGCCGAAGAAUUAUUUGUCGAUAUGUGAGACCGGGACAUGUCGAAUUGUGGAUCUUUAG
Molecule: messenger RNA, 2337 nt
Organism: Penicillium waksmanii
Lineage: Eukaryota; Fungi; Ascomycota; Eurotiomycetes; Eurotiales; Aspergillaceae
Product: thioredoxin domain-containing protein
Exons: 4
Coding region: 1-2337 (778 amino acids)
Biological process (GO): carbohydrate metabolic process
Source: RefSeq, a predicted model, not a curated record